UUUAGUAAUAAGUGUUAAAAUAUGUACCAUUGUUACAAGUUAAUAAGUACAUAUAUGCUCUUAUUUUUAUUAUUUGCAUCAAUACAAAACACCCAUGUAGUGUUAAAUGAUCAUCUACUUUAAUUAUUACAGCAUUAUUACCAAUUAACAAAUGAAAAAAAAAAAAAAAUCAAUACAUUGUCCGAAAACAAGAUUCUCAAAUUUAUAUUACACGUUAAUGACGUCAUACAUCAUAACCGCCUUUUCUACACGCUCCCGGCUAAACCCUAUUACAAAAAGGCGGCAAACAAACGAACCCCCAAUUUGUUAUAAACAACCAUAAAUUCCAGCCACCAAAAUAAAAAAUCAACAUAAAAAAUUCUGUAAUAAUCCCACAAAAUUAUUAGGAUAAUUUGAAUUUUAGUACCUCAAAUAUGGGGGUAAUUGAAUUUUAGUACCCAUCUAAAAUUUUAUUUUAAAUUAGUACCUCAAAAAUGACUAAACUAUAAAUAUCAGUACCUCCGUCCAUGUUCCGUUAAGUUUCCGUUAGUGGGGCCCUUUAUCUAAUUAUUUAAUAAUUUAAUUUAUUAAAAAAAAAACAUUUUAUACAAAAAAAAAAAAACUAAAAAAAUAAUUAAAAAAAAAAAUCAGCCACACCGGCGCUGGCCACCCCUUCCCCGAAACCCUAGCGCAACCACCACCAUCUUCCCUCCCUUUCUCGUUCCUGGCCGCGGCACCCCACCCCCUCCCUUUCCCUUUCCCUCCCUGUUUUCCCCUUCCCCUUCCUUGUUCCUGGCCGCGGCGAUGUGGUGGAUUUCAGAUAAGGUGGGUUUUGAAUUUGGGGUUUUAGGGUUCGUCGGUUGUGGGUUUUAGGGGUUUCUGGGUUCGUCGGUUGUGCGGUGGUGGGUUUUAGGGGUUUCUGGGUUCGUCGGUUGUGGGGUGGUGGGUUUCUGGGUUCGUCGGUGGUGGGGUUGUGGGUUUCGGGGGUUCGUGGGUGGUGGGGUGUGGUGGGUUUCUGGUUUCGGGUGUUCGUGGGUGGUGGGUUUAUGGCACCCCUGGGCUUCCUGCCUGGCCGCGGCGGCAGCUGCUGUGGCUGGGCUUCCUGCCUGGCCGCGGCGGCAGCUGCUGUGGUUGGGCUUUGCUCCAGGGAAGGGGAAAACAGGGAGGGAAAGGGAAGGGGUGGCCGGCGCCGGUGCCAGGGGAAUUCGGCCACCAACAGCCGGAAGCCGGCGCCGGCGCCGGCGCUGGUAUCAGUGGCUGUUUUUAUUUUUUAUUUUUAUUUUUAAAGUUUUUUUUUUAUAAAAUGUUUUUUCUUGUUUUUUUUUUAAUUAAUUAAAUUAUUAAAUAAUUAGAUAAUGGGUCCCACUAACGGAAAACUUAACGGAACUAGACGGAGGUACUGAAACCUAUAGUUUUGUCAUUUUGGAAGUACUAAUUUAAAAUAAAAUUUUAGAUGGGUACUAAAAUUCAAUUACCCCAUAUUCGAGGUACUAAAAUUCAAAUUUUCUAAAUUAUUACAAACAUUGAAUUUCAUUACAUUUUCCCUAAAAAUACUGUAUUCCUUUUUCUAAAUCCGUUUUUUUUUUCUUCCAAUUUUUACAUCACAUCAUCAAAUCAGUUCAGACCCCACCAUAAUUUUUUCUGGGUACUCCAAAUUUCGUCGGGAUUAUAACAUUCUCUCUCAUAAUUCCACUUUUUGUACUGAAAUCCACCAUUACCCAAUUACCCACCUCUCAAAUUCAGCACCCAAAUCACCAUUGUUGAACUAAGAGAGAGAAAAUCAAUGGGUUGUUCAUAUUCAUCGCCAUUAUCGAAGAAGAGACUGAAGUACAGGUACUUAACUCCAGGUGUCGGUGUAGGUGGUUGUAAGGGUGUCGGAGGAGGUAAAGACGACAUCGUUUCGCUUUGUAGAGAGAGAAAACGACUCGUUAAGAAGGUGGUGAAGCAACGCCACGCUUUCGCCGACGCACAUUGUAAGUAUUUUGAGUCCCUCUCUGCUGUUGCGGCUUCUGUUGCUGUGUUUGUUUCUCAGUAUUCUUCUUCGACUUCGAAGUUGUUCAUUGCGUUUGGUUCGUCUGAUUCUACUGCGAUUCCUCAAUCUAAUUCCAUUUCCCGAAUUCCGGGUAGUUCGGGGGAGAAUGGAAUUGAAGAAGAGGAGAGAGAAAAUGGGGUUUGUGAGUUUUUUUAUGGUGCUGUUGAAGAGGAAUGUAAGUGGGAUUUCUUUAAUGUGGUUGAUGAGAAGAAAAAGGUUGAAGAGAAGAGGCAAAUUAAGGAGGAAUUGAAAGAGGUAAAACAGGGGAAUGAGAAUGGAAGGGAAAUUAAGGAGGAUUUGAAAAAGGGAAAACAGGGGAAUGAGAAAGGGAACGGAAGGGAAUUGUUGGAAGCGUUGAAAAAUUUGGAGGAAUAUUUUCUAAGAGCAUUUGAUUCUGGGAAGGAGGUUUCAAAGAUGUUGGAAGUUACUACGAUUUCUUCAUACCCUGAUAUCAAAGAAAAUGCAAGUAGGAAAAGAUCUAUCUCAUCUAGAUCUUCCUCUUGUAAGAGUUUUCUUUCGUCUAGCUCAAGGAGUACUUCAUCAACUUGGGCGGAGAGUGGAGGUGAUCGUAAGAGCUUACUAUCAUGUAGUUCAGAUAUUUCUUUGACAGUGAAGGAAAACAGAAAUGAUCUUGAUGGUCGCUGUGGAAUGGUAUCUGGUAGUCACUCUUUUACCCUAGGAAGGUUGUAUGCUUGGGAGAAGAAGCUCUAUCACGAAGUUAAGGCUGGGCUACAAACUCAGAAAAUAUACAAGAAAAAAUGCUCACAAUUGCAGCAGAAGGAUGUCGAAGGAGAUGACUUGUGCCCAUCUAAAGCCUCGUCUGAAGUUACUGGUCUUUACCAUCUGAUGUUGGUUGCUCUGCAACGUGCUGAGUCAAUCUCUAAUCAAAUCGAGAAAGUUAGAGAUGAAGAGCUCCACCCUCAACUUUUUGAACUUCUACAUGGUCUAACAAGAACUUGGAAGUCAAUGUCAGAAACCCAUGAUCUUCAGAGAAAGAUUAUGCGAGAAAUCAACUCAUUUAGCUGUCCAGAACACAGAAAAUUCAGCAUUGACUCUCACUGUCUAGCUGCUCAUCAACUAGAAGCUGCAAUUCAGGAUUGGCAAUCUAGCUUCUCAGACUAUGUCUCUACACAGAAAGCCUAUGUAAAAUCUCUUCUUGGUUGGCUGUCAAAGUUCAUUGAUGCAGAAUCCGAAUAUCACUAUGCUAGCAGAUUUUCACUCCCACCAAUGAGAUUCAAUGGGCCACCUUUGAUAGUAACUUGUAAGAGCUGGUCAACUUCUUUGGAAAGGUUGCCAGAUAAGUCAGUGAAACAUGCCAUGAAAAGCUUGGGGAAGGAUUUGCAAGCAUUGUGGGUUCAGCAGGGAUUGGAGCAGCAACAGAAACGGAAGGUUGAUGGACUUGAUAAAGAAUUGAAUAGGAAGAUUCGUACUUUAGGAAAAACUGAGGAUAAAGCACUUGUAGCUAAAUACACAGCAUUCCACAAAGUGGAGGAGCAAACUGAGUCUCUUGGUGAGAAGGAGCAGCUCGAAAUGUUUAAACAAAAAGUCGAAACAGAGAAAGAAAGAUAUCACAGCAGCAUGCAGGAGACAAAACGGAUAACAAUGAAUAGUCUUCAGAUGGGUUUUUCCUCAGUUUUUGAGUCACUGGCUGAUUUUUCAAGAGCUUCUGCCAAAGUUUAUGCUAAUCUUGUUACAUAUUCUCAUAACGCUAAUGGUUUGAAACGGGCAUAGACUUGCAGAUAAGUCCAUUUUCGUAACAAUCUGCUAUAACUGUCAGAUACUUACAGUAUAGUUGUCACUUGAGUUCUUUAUUUGAGAUAGUUUGGUGGAUAGAUAAUAACAUAUGCUGGGAGUUACGUGAGUAUUUUCUCUCAAGAAAUGAAAGCAAGUAAAUAGCAGAUCUUAGUAUUUUAGUCUUUGUCAUAGGAAGUACAUGCGAGAUUUUGUUUGAAUAUUAAUAUUAUCCGAAAUGGGUAAUAAAUUGAGUAUUAAUGUUUUUAAGUGGAAUUUUACGCUGCUCCUGGUUCCUGAGGAGAUGCUUUGGUACUCCUCUGUUCAAUCCAUACUUGUAUGUAAACUGUGUUAAA
Molecule: messenger RNA, 4098 nt
Organism: Chenopodium quinoa (quinoa)
Lineage: Eukaryota; Viridiplantae; Streptophyta; Magnoliopsida; Caryophyllales; Amaranthaceae
Exons: 4
Coding region: 1763-3742 (659 amino acids)
Source: RefSeq, a predicted model, not a curated record